CCGCCUUGGCCUUAAAACCCCGCCUGCGGCAGGGAGCUGGCAGAGUCUCCAAGUGGCACCCGAAGAGUGUGCAUCGCACAGUGUGAACCUGCGCCAGCCUGAAGGUGGGUCGGGAGGGUCUGUGCAAGCUGGGUCAGACGGGCGGUGGCCAGACGUGACUGCAGGGUGUCAGGAGCAGCAGCCACCAGGCAUCUGACAGGCAACGGGCCCCUGAGGGGACGCUAGCUACUCAACUAAGCAGGACCGUGAGGCUGCUUUGUUUGUCGAGGGUCCGAGACACACCUGUGAGGGGCACGGAGCAAGGAGGUGCCUCACAGGAGGCCCACAGAUGUGAGGACUGUCCUGGCCUGAGAACGCCAACUUCCCCUCUCCUGGGCACCAAGACCCCACCCAGCAUCGUCUAACCCACCCCUCCAGUCUACCAGGCCGCCUAGGGUUGAGAAGACCUCACUGAGGGGACAGAUGGCUUCACCUGGCCUUGAACUACUGGGCAUGACCCUGGCUGUGCUGGGCUGGCUGGGAACUCUGGUGUCCUGCGCCCUGCCCCUGUGGAAGGUCACUGCCUUCAUUGGCAACAGCAUCGUGGUGGCCCAGGUGGUGUGGGAGGGGCUCUGGAUGUCCUGCGUGGUGCAGAGCACGGGCCAGAUGCAGUGCAAGGUGUACGACUCGCUGCUGGCGCUGCCCCAGGACCUGCAGGCGGCCCGCGCCCUCUGCGUCAUCGCCCUCCUGCUGGCCCUGCUGGGCCUGCUGGUGGCCAUCACGGGCGCCCAGUGCACCACCUGCGUGGAGGACGAAAGUGCCAAGGCCCGCAUUGUGCUCACCGCGGGGGUCAUGCUCCUUCUCUCCGGCAUCCUGGUGCUCAUCCCCGUCUGCUGGACGGCCCACGCCAUCAUCCAGGACUUCUACAACCCCCUGGUGGCCGAGGCCCUCAAGCGGGAGCUGGGGGCCUCCCUCUACGUGGGCUGGGCGGCGGCUGCCCUACUCAUGCUGGGCGGGGGCCUCCUCUGCUGCACAUGCCCCCCACCUCAGAUCGACCGGCCCCGCGGACCGAGGCUGGGCUACUCCAUCCCCUCCCGCUCGGGCGCGUCUGGGCUGGACAAGAGGGACUACGUGUGAGGUGGAGGGUGACCCCGGAGGCCUUGUGCUGAUGCCCUGCUUAACCCCUGCCUUCUGUCGACCCCUCCCCAGGUGAAACCCACGUUCCAGAAGCUCCAGUCAGGCCUG
Messenger RNA from Ceratotherium simum simum (southern white rhinoceros), 1224 nucleotides. RefSeq names its product claudin 9 (gene CLDN9). The record is from RefSeq and is a predicted model, not a curated record. Lineage: Eukaryota; Metazoa; Chordata; Mammalia; Perissodactyla; Rhinocerotidae. Gene Ontology annotation, molecular function: structural molecule activity. Gene Ontology annotation, cellular component: bicellular tight junction; membrane.